AACUUGGAUGCCUCACGAUCACCCGCGUCUGUAGGGCCUUCUACUAGUGCUGCUGCAGCGAUAUCGACACUGUCGCUCUUAGAUCUGACAAUUGCCUCGUUGGCGACGAGGCUUCUAGCAGGGUUGGCUACGGAGGCCGUAGCUACCGGGGGGCUAGGGAAUCGGGGCUAGGCCUGAGGGGGGGUCAGCGUCUUUUUCCGCCGGCGACGUUUCUAUUCUUCUGCGGGUUUGCGCUAGGGUAUUAUAUUUUUGCCGCGCCGAGAUCACUCUUAACAGAAGCACUUGCAUAACUCACCGGGUUACGGAAAACUGCGACAAGAUGAUCGGUGGAGUGGCACGGUUUCGGCGAAUAUUGUAUCGCCGAUGAAAACCACAUCUCCCAGAUAAAAAGAGCGAUCCUACGCUCUUCAACAAUUGAUACCAGGCAUCACUGAGGAGCCAGCUGAGUUCUAGUUCGCAUCGUCGCAUUGUGAUAUUUCCGACGCCUUCCUUUCAACCAAAAAUGUCUUCGUCUGGUCCAAUGAGUCGAGUUGACAAGCCUCCAUACAGCGAUACUAGAACCCUAGCAGCAAAUCAGCAUGCAAGCCCACCCCCCUCGGCUUCCACGAGCAACGAGAACGACUACGAGAAAGCUGAGGCUCCUCCAACCACCGUGACUUUUGGCGACGCUCCAGAUGGGGGCGCUGCAGCAUGGCUGACAGUUCUCGGUGCAUGGUGCAUCUCGUUCUGCACUUUUGGCUGGAUCAACAGCGUCGGCACCUUCCAGGAUUACUACGAGCGCGAACUUUUAAAGCAGUACUCGGCAAGUACGAUAGCAUGGAUUCCAUCUAUGCAGAUCUUCUUCAUGUUCGCUAUGGGACCAAUCGUUGGCAUGACACACGAUCACUACGGGCCACGCAACAUAAUUCUCUUUGGGAGUUUUCUUCACGUCUUUGGCGUCAUGAUGGCAUCGAUUUCUUCAGAGUACUAUCAGGUCAUGCUUUCACAAGGAGUCUGUAGCGCUAUUGGUGUAGCGUGUAUAUUCCAACCUGCCCUCAGCUGUGUAGGCGGUUGGUUUAGCAAAAAGAGAGGAGCAGCCUAUGGUGCCCUCUCAACCGGCUCUAGUCUUGGCGGCGUCAUUUUCCCUAUCAUGGUCAACCGUCUAAUCAAAGAAGUCGGCUACGGUUGGGCAAUGCGUAUCUCUGGAUUCCUAAUCCUUGGCCUGCUCAUUGUGGCCAACCUCACCACCAGGUCUCGCCUUCCUCCACACCCCCACAGUCCCACCAAAGAUGAGCUCAUGCGCCCCUUUAAGGAACCUAUGAUGCUACUCGUAACUGCCGGAACUGCCCUUCUUACCUUCGGCAUCUUCAUUCCUGUCACCUACCUCGUCGUUGAAGCAACCGCGAGUGGAAUGUCCGCCGAACUAGCGCAGUAUCUUAUCCCUAUCCUGAACGCGGGCAGUCUCUUCGGCCGUGCCGUCUCUGGCAUCAUGGCCGUCAAAGUAGGUGUCUACAACACCUUCAUCGUCGUCUGCUAUGCCACCGGUAUCUUCCUCCUCGCACUCUGGGUUCCCGGUACUACUAACGCAGCGAUCGUCGCCUUCGCUGUGCUUUUCGGCUUCUCUUCUGGAGCUUACGUCUCGCUGGUGCCGGGGCUGAUCGCAGAGAUCUCACCGCCGAGGGAGAUUGGCUUUCGGACGGGGUUAAUGUUCCUGGCGCUUUCGGUGGGAGGGCUGACAACAGGGCCAAUGGCGGGGGCAAUACUGGCGAAGGAAAAUGGGGACUUUUUGGGGAUGAAGAUCUUCGCUGGAGUAUUUGUGAUGGUGGGAACGACAGUGGUGCUCGCGGCGAGGCUUUAUGAGACAGGGUUCAAACUUGUUGCCAAGUUUUAAGCUUUCAUUUGUUAGAGUCAAGUGUGGGAAGAGAAUGGACUUACUCCUAUUGGCAAGGAAUUUCAUUGUGCUUUAUUUUUCGGUUAGAAGCGUGGUCUGCUAUUUGUUGUUUGUAUAAAGGUAUGAGAUCUUAGAGACUGCUUAAUAAGAUUAGACGGAUUUCAUAAUACUUUUCUAUCGUAUCGGAGACUUUUCUCUAGAACCGUCUUUGAGCUAGCAGUUGUAGUUAUAAAUGGCAGACGCUUCGGUUG
Pseudogymnoascus verrucosus is the source of this 2121-nucleotide messenger RNA. RefSeq lists its product as uncharacterized. Gene Ontology annotation, cellular component: fungal-type vacuole membrane. The record is from RefSeq and is a predicted model, not a curated record. Gene Ontology annotation, molecular function: transmembrane transporter activity. Lineage: Eukaryota; Fungi; Ascomycota; Leotiomycetes; Thelebolales; Thelebolaceae. The transcript is spliced from 5 exons. The coding region runs from base 503 to 1870 and encodes 455 amino acids. Gene Ontology annotation, biological process: transmembrane transport.